CUAUGGCCAAUCAAAACGAUAACACGUCAUUGAAAAUACAAUAUUAAGAGUAUUCAAAUACUGUUCGUUCUCUGCAUGUAACUAACGGAGAGCUAAUUGUUUAAAUCAACUAUAUUUGCCCCUGAUUCCUUGUUAUAAAUACAAAAUAUGAAGUAUUUUGUCAUGGUAUUGGUAUUUUUACUCUUUGCUACAGGAGUGCACGCGGCAAAAAAAAGGCAUAUGGGCGACUUUAAUUUUGACCAUUUUUGUCCUCAUGACCCCGCCAGUUGUAAUGGAUGGUGUGUUCGCUUUUUAUUUGAUUUAGGAAAAUGUGAAGGGCCUGGCAACAACCAGUGUUGGUGUUAUUGGUAUCUUAAACAACCUAGUCUUCAGGGGAGGUCACCAAUUUCCUAAGACAAAUAACACUAUUUACUAUGAAUAAAAUAUUGUAAAUACAAAUAUUGGAUGUCUCACUCUAAUUUCAAUUGUAAUUU
Molecule: messenger RNA, 473 nt
Organism: Mytilus trossulus (common blue mussel)
Lineage: Eukaryota; Metazoa; Mollusca; Bivalvia; Mytilida; Mytilidae
Exons: 4
Coding region: 148-393 (81 amino acids)
Source: RefSeq, a predicted model, not a curated record